Molecule: messenger RNA, 1218 nt
Organism: Puccinia triticina
Lineage: Eukaryota; Fungi; Basidiomycota; Pucciniomycetes; Pucciniales; Pucciniaceae
Exons: 8
Coding region: 1-1218 (405 amino acids)
Molecular function (GO): ATP binding; RNA binding; RNA helicase activity
Source: RefSeq, a predicted model, not a curated record
AUGGCUGAAGCAACUCAACCCGAUGUCACCACCGUUGUCGAUGAAGGCGGCGCCGAAGAAAUGGUGAUCGAGUCCAACUGGGACCAGGUCGUCGAUAACUUUGAUGCCAUGGAGCUCAAGGGUGAACUGUUGCGGGGAAUCUAUGCCUACGGUUUCGAGCGACCCUCGGCUAUCCAACAGCGUGCCAUCAUCCCCGUCAUCAAGGGUCACGACGUGAUCGCCCAAGCCCAAUCCGGAACAGGCAAGACGGCCACGUUCUCUAUCUCCAUCUUGCAAUCCAUCGAUGUCAACAUCAAGGCUUGCCAGGCUCUUGUCCUUGCCCCAACCCGUGAACUGGCCCAACAGAUCCAAAAGGUCUUGGUCGCUCUCGGAGACUACCUUAACAUCGAGUGCUAUGCCGCAGUUGGUGGAACAUCAGUCCGUGAUGGAAUGGCCAAGCUUCAAGAGGGUGUCCAUGUCAUCGUCGGUACCCCUGGUCGAGUUUUUGACAUGAUCCAACGUCGGGCUCUCAAGACCGACCACAUCAAGAUCUUCACCCUUGAUGAGGCCGAUGAGAUGUUGAGUCGGGGUUUCAAGGACCAGAUCUACGACGUCUUCCAGCUCUUGCCACCGACCACCCAGGUCGUCUUGCUCAGUGCUACCAUGCCGCAAGACGUCCUGGAGGUCACCUCUAAGUUCAUGAGAGAUCCGAUCCGGAUUCUUGUCAAGAGAGACGAACUUACCUUGGAAGGUAUCAAGCAGUUCUACAUCGCCGUCGAGAAGGAAGAAUGGAAACUCGACACCCUGUGUGACUUGUACGAGACCGUUACGAUCACUCAAGCAGUCAUCUUCUGUAACACCCGUAGAAAAGUCGACUGGCUUCACGAGAAGUUAGCCGCACGGGAAUUCACCAUCUCCUCCAUGCAUGGUGACAUGGAACAAGGGCAGCGAGAAGUGAUCAUGAAGGAGUUCCGAUCGGGCUCCUCGCGAGUGCUGAUCACCACCGAUCUGUUGGCCCGUGGUAUCGAUGUCCAGCAGGUCUCCUUGGUCAUCAACUACGACCUACCCGUCUCAAAGGAGAACUACAUCCACCGUAUCGGUCGUGGUGGUCGUUUCGGUCGUAAAGGUGUGGCAAUCAACUUUGUCACCAGUGAGGAUGUGCCUGCAUUGAGAGAACUAGAGCGAUUCUACAACACACAAAUAGAUGAGAUGCCCCUGAACGUAGCCGACCUUAUCUAA